Messenger RNA from Girardinichthys multiradiatus, 1409 nucleotides. RefSeq names its product tumor necrosis factor receptor superfamily member 6-like. Gene Ontology annotation, biological process: motor neuron apoptotic process; extrinsic apoptotic signaling pathway in absence of ligand; negative regulation of apoptotic process. Gene Ontology annotation, cellular component: external side of plasma membrane; CD95 death-inducing signaling complex; membrane raft. The coding region runs from base 96 to 1064 and encodes 322 amino acids. Gene Ontology annotation, molecular function: tumor necrosis factor receptor activity; protein binding. The record is from RefSeq and is a predicted model, not a curated record. The transcript is spliced from 9 exons. NCBI's taxonomy places the organism in Eukaryota, Metazoa, Chordata, Actinopteri, Cyprinodontiformes, Goodeidae.
GUUAUCGACAGAAAACGAAAGGAACAGCAUGGGAGAAACAGACAACGCCAAAACGGAAGUUUGUUCGGAUAUUUAUUUGGAAGCGUAGAAAGACGAUGAUGUCCUCUUUGAAGACCUUUGUUGGUUUUAAUCUAAUUUUACUUCAGGCUUUCUGCUUCAUAAAGGCCGCUUAUUCGGUCUCAACCGAACCGGAGGUUCGACGGUUCCGUGUCAGACGGCAGGUAUGUGCAGAUGGCACCUACCUGCAUGAUGGCAAAACCUGUUGUCAGUGUGCAGCUGGUCAACAUCUGAUUGAGCACUGCAAAACAUCUGCAAACGAUACACAAUGUGAAAUAUGUGAACCAGGGAGCACAUAUAGCAGUGACCCCAAUUCUAAGGACUUCUGUGAGCUGUGCACUUCCUGCUCUCAUGAAAACGCUAAUUUAGAAGUAGAGGAAUCCUGCACCAUUUACAGAGACACAAAGUGUAAGUGUAAGAAGGAUCACUACUGCACCAGUGGUACAGGAACCUGUAAAAUCUGCCAACCCUGUGACAAAUGUGAUUCCACCGGUGUUAAAGAACCCUGUUCAGCCACCAGUAACGCGGUUUGCAAUGAGGAAAGUAAAGGGUUAGGAGGUGGUCCAAUUGCUGGCAUUAUAAUCACACUUCUUGUUGUGGUUCUUGUUUGUGCUGGAUUAAUACUGUUCAGAAAAAAAAUACAGGAGCGAUUCACAAAGCGGUCAGACUCACCAAACACCUCUAACCCCGUGACUGACCCACUUCUUCCAGUGGACAUGGCUCCUCACCUAGAUGAUGUGGCAGAAAUACUCGGAUGGAAGGAUAUGAUGGCAGUAGCAAUGAGUAGUAAGAUGUCAGCUGCCAUUGAGAGUGCACAGUUGAGCUACCCGAAUGACAGUGAUAUGUGGACCAUAGAUCUACUGAAAAGAUGGGAGGAGAAGACGGGCAGGACUGCCUCAGUGGAGCUGAUCAAGAUCCUUCAAAGCAAAAACAAAAAGAGCAAAGCAGAGAAGAUCAGAGAAAAACUGUAUGGAGACAACCCUGCUACACAAAGUUGUUCUGUUUAAAUGGGUUUAUGAACUUUUAAAAACACUUUUUAAAAUUAGGAGGACUACUAUGGUCUGCACUGAUGGUACAUCUGGCUCAAAGGGACUCCACAUGUGUGCUUUCAACUUUUUUAGUGUUGUUUUUCUUUACUUUUCGUUGCACCAGUGAAAGGUGAAAACCUUCAAAUGAGUUCACACUGCACGCACUGGAUGAUUAAAAGAAACCGUCAGUUUAAAGAUGUCCUUUUACAAUCAUGUAAAAUGUCAACUGAAUUUUAGCAAUCAUGUUAUUACUCUUCUGCUACUGCUAAAGAUGAACGAUCCACACAAAUAACGGACAAAAUAAAAUCAAGUGGACAUCCCGCA